Messenger RNA from Rotaria sp. Silwood1, 1948 nucleotides. The record is from the annotation of a GenBank genome assembly. Lineage: Eukaryota; Metazoa; Rotifera; Eurotatoria; Philodinida; Philodinidae.
AUGCCAGUCAAAGUUAUAUUAUCAAUUGACGGUGGUGGUAUUCGUGGGAUAAUUCCUGCAUUAUUCUUAUGUGAAAUUGAACGUCGCACUGGAAAGCGAAUUAAGGAUUUGUUUCAUAUAUAUUCUGGUACAUCAACUGGUUCCAUAUUGUGCACUGCAUUAUGCACUCCAUUGCGCGAUGAACAUUUUAGAAGUGCUCGUGAAAUGUUAUCAUUUUACAUGGGACACAAUAGAAACAGAAUUUUUCCUCAACCAUGUUGGUGGAAUAUACCAGAAAGGCUAAAAUCCUUAUUAUUCCGACAAGCCAUUCUUAAGACGUUUAAUGAUGAAGGAUUACUUGAAGUUUUGAAAGGCAAUUUCGGGGAUCGAACCAUGCAUAAUAUUUUACGAGGUAAAGAUUUAAUAGUGCCAGUUGAAAUCGCUGGUGAGGGUCCAGCUGUCUUUAUGAAUAAUAGCUUGAACCCAAAUGAAGCUCCCCACUGUGGUUUGUAUAAAUACGAUAGAAAUACCCCUCCUCAUUUCACGCCAUAUAUAAGCCCCAAUAAUUUCAGUUUGGUCGAUAUCUGCAAAGGCAGUUGUUCAGCUUCACCAUAUUUUCCACCACAUAAUAUUCAAGUUGGUGCAAGAAAUUUAAAGAUUUUGGAUGGAGGUUAUCGGCUUAACAAUAGUGCUGAUGUUAGUUUGCGAUUUGCUGUUAAUAAAUAUCCAGGUCAUAACUUUUAUAUGCUAUCCAUUGGUAAUCAGUCACCGAUUCAUCCUGUUAUACCACAUGAUCAUAACGGAGGAAUACUUGGAGCUGUAGAAAUCAUGCGUGAUGUUGGUAUGGAUCAAGAUGGUCAAGCUUUUGCUCGUACUUUUCUGGGUGAGAAUUAUCAGCGAAUUUGUCCAGCUAAUGGUCCGCUUCCUAUGUGUGAUGUUAGUCCAGCUAAUAUUGCAGCUCUAUGGCAAGCUGGUUGGAAUAUGAUACAAGAAUUAGAUCAUGCUGGUACACUUAAUCAAAUUUGUGAUCGUCUUAUGCAAAUCAAUAGUCUACCUCGCAUAAAUGUCAAUCAGAAUGCAAAUCGCCAUUACUAUCCCGGUAGAUAUUACCGUCAUUGUAUGGAUAAUCCAAAUCCGUAUAACGACCUUAACAAUGUUUUCGCCAACAAUGGAAAUAAUCCAGAUUUUGAACAAAUCCAAUCUGCUUUGAAUAAAUUCUAUAGAACUUAUCGGUGGUAUAGGAAAGAAGAUCCGCUUCAGUAUCCUUCAUUAAGCACCUUUUGGGAUCAUGAACCACUUCAUUUAGCUGCUGCAGUUGGACAUUUUCCAAGCUUAUUGAAACUAUUAGAGUUUGGAAGCAACCCUGGCAUGGUACCAAGAAACACAGAAAAGAAGUUAAAACCCGAUAGUCCCAGCUUUUGGGAUUGGACCCCACUGCAUUAUGCAGCAGCUAACAAUGAAAGCGCAAUCUGCAUAAUUUUGUUAUAUUAUCGUUGGUUAACAAAUGAGCAAGAACAAGAUAUCCAACAAGAUAUUGAUAUAAACUUUCAAAGACUAAGUAGGUGGGAAUUAACCGACCUUCAAAGGAUACUAAACACAAAAACAUCUUGGUUGUUUAUAGAGAGACGUAGUGCCAAAGAUCUCGCUCACUUCUUUAAGUGCUCAGCUGCUGAAACUACGCUAGUAAAUGAAGAAACACAAAUAGAGAAGAUGAUUCAACAAAUAGAUCAACGAAUGCAACCGUAAUAGAUUAAGGAUUUAGUUCUUGCAAUAUAUAACAGCGCGAUCAUUCAUUAAACCUGUAGACACGCUUCGGGAGCAUCUACUCGUAAAAUGAAAAAACUUCCAAAGUCCUAUUAUCAUCAACUUUGAGCACUAUCUAAUUCCCUCGCUUUUAUUUGCAAUCAUUAUGUUAUGGCCCGACAUCUCUAGGUCAGUGAGGGUGUGGGUGUGGGUGUGGGUGUGGGUG